Fimicolochytrium jonesii is the source of this 961-nucleotide messenger RNA. RefSeq lists its product as uncharacterized. The transcript has 4 exons. The record is from RefSeq and is a predicted model, not a curated record. The coding region runs from base 38 to 961 and encodes 307 amino acids. Lineage: Eukaryota; Fungi; Chytridiomycota; Chytridiomycetes; Spizellomycetales; Powellomycetaceae.
AGACUACUGUAAUGUUCACGGAUUUGCCCCCAUCCGCAUGCGAAAUUGCCAACAGACCGCAGCGUACACGGCUACGAGCAUCCUCACAAACCUCAAAGUUAACGUACAAGAGCAUUUCAUGCAAAUGUUUCUGCGCUACGUCAAUGAAAGGCUUGGUUUGAAGCAAGUCAAACGGCAUCUCCGGAGAGCGCAGCGGCGACGCUAUUAUCGUUGUGUCCGUCAAUUUACAAAGUACGCGACAUUUGAAGAGUACCCAACCGAAGAGGAGCUUGCGCGCCUCACACGACUUGAGCGGACCAUCCUCGACGAGUUAUGGGCUCUGUUUCCUCCCCAGAUUGAGCCGCUUGCAUACAGCCUUGCGGUGGACGCAAUGCCAUAUUUAGGUGAGCUAUGUCCCGCGCCUACUGUGAGCUCUCGCGCCUCUAUGAGCGCCGUGGAAUGCGCCUGUUUUCCGCUAUCCCGCUGCGCAAAUCUCGAAUCCAGUCAUCUGUUCGGUCAACUAAGGGAUGCUCCAAACAUCGUCAGCAUUGAUCUAAACAAGCGUAACCUCUUGUUCCGUCGAGACAUCAAGAAGGAGCGGCUGUUUCGAUACACAUCCAAUCAACAGGCGGUCGAGACAAAGUCUCGGUACUUCCAAAGAGACAUGAGAGAGCGAAAGAUCAAUGCCGGCAUCGCUGAGAUGGAAUCACAUAUUCCGUCGCACAGGAGCAUGAACAUCGAGGCAUUCUCAGCGUUCAUUGUGGAUUACGAACAUGCGGAUCCCACCCUGGAUGGGUUUUACCAGGAUGAGAUUCACGUGGCUCGCAGAUUCAAGGCGUUCUCACUCCAGCAAAAGUCUGAGAGCAAGCUCAUCAAGAACAUGCGACGCCUGUAUGGAAAGCAUUUUUCGGUCAUUUUGGGUGAUUGGAGCGACGCUGGAAAGACCAUGCGCUUUCAGGAGUCAUCAAAGACCAAGGGGUGA